AUGCCGUCCAUGUUUGCCGGGGCUCCCUCCGCCCGUGGUUUAGGACGCGUUAACUCGCUGCAGAGGAACUGGGAGGAGCCUGACGACGAGCCGAUUGCUAUUCCGCCUCCGAGCAGCCAGGAGAUCGAGUGGUCCCCGAGUCCAGAGGUACAUAAGCCAAAUCCUUUCACUGGUGCGAAGCCAACGGUGGUCACCCCGGCGGUCGCAUCGGCGCAGCCACAGUCUGAUGAAGGUCUCACGCCUGCCGACCGCCGACGUCGAGCAAUUCUCGCUGCGCUCUCCACGAAUGCGAGCAGCCCUGCGUCUGGAAGUGCACCUCCUCCCAAGCAGAAUGUUUCGUCCUCGAAAACGCCUACGCGUCCAACUGCAUCCGCACCGCUACCUCUACCAAGUUUGCCUAGUUUGCCGAAGCCAUCGGCGAAGAAGGUGUUAGCGACGACGGAUUCGGCGGGCGGUCCGUCCAAGCCUUCGGCCAAACGUGUCAAGGCGCCCACGGUCAACAUUCGUCAGAAGAUCCUGCUUAGCAAUGAGCAGAACAAGGUCCUGCAGCUUGUCGUCCAUGAGGGCCUCAACGUGUUCUUCACCGGCUCCGCGGGAACCGGAAAGUCUGUUCUGCUGCGCGAGAUUAUCCAUGCUCUGAGGAAGAAGUACGCCAAGGCAAACGAUGCUGUGGCCGUGACAGCGUCAACGGGUAUUGCCGCAUGCAACAUCGGAGGCGUGACGCUUCAUGCAUUCGGCGGCGCAGGCCUGGCAUUGGAGCCGGCAGAUGCACUCUGCAGGCGCAUCAAGAAGAACAAGAAAGCCGUUCCUCGUUGGUUACGCACGAAAGUGCUCAUUAUUGACGAAGACCUCUUUGACAAGUAUGAUCAGAUCGCCCGCAUCAUGCGCAAGAAGCCGGACGUGCCAUUCGGUGGCAUGCAGGUCGUCGUGACUGGCGACUUCUUCCAGCUUCCCCCGGUCACCAAAGGCAAUAACGCUUCCAAGUUUUGCUUCGAGGCUGUUUCUUGGACGAAGACGAUUCAGAGGUCGAUCAACCUGUCCCAAGUCUUCCGUCAACGUGACGAGAGCUUCAUCGAGAUGCUCAACGAGAUGCGUUUUGGCAGGCUUACCCCUUCGUCCAUCGAGCGUUUCCGAUCGCUGUCCCGCCCCAUCCACUACGACGACGGAAUCGAGCCGACAGAGCUAUUCCCUCGCCGAGAAGACGUUGAGAGGUCGAACUACAACCGCAUCCAGGCCCUCAACACUGAAGGAUUCUCGUACCCCUCCACGGAUGGGGGUUCGAUCACCGAUCCCGUCCAGAAGGAGAAACUGUUGUCCAACUUCAUGGCGCCCAAAAACAUGAGUCUCAAAAUCGACGCCCAAGUCAUGCUCAUCAAGAAUGUGGACGAGACCUUGGUGAACGGCAGCAUGGGCAAGGUCAUCGGCUUCUGCCAUUCCCACGAAUUCAUGCUCGACUCCAAUGGCAAGUGGCGCAAGGAUGUUGCUGCAUCGGACGACGAGGCGGAAAACGAAGCGCGCAAGAUGCGCUCGAUCUUACGCCAGAAGGUGGCGAAGAACGCGAAACCCUUCCCGGUCGUGCGUUUCAAGGUGCCUGGCGGAACGCAAGACAUGCUGGUUGAGUACGAGACAUUCAAGAGCGAGCUGCCCAACGGUGAGAUUCAGGUGUCGAGGUUACAGCUGCCCCUGAUCCUCGCCUGGGCCAUGAGUAUCCACAAGUCGCAAGGGCAGACUCUGGAUCGCGUCAAGGUCGACCUCGGCAAGGUGUUUGAGAAGGGCCAGGCGUAUGUUGCUCUGUCUCGUGCGACUUCUCUGGAGGGCCUGGAGGUACGGAACUUCCGCCCGGACAAGGUCAUGGCGCACCCGAAGGUGGCGAGGUGGUCUGCCACUCUGCAAGAGCUCAAGUAG
This is a messenger RNA of Trichosporon asahii var. asahii CBS 2479, 1905 nucleotides long. RefSeq lists its product as uncharacterized. Bases 1 to 1905 code for a protein of 634 amino acids. Gene Ontology annotation, biological process: telomere maintenance; DNA repair. Lineage: Eukaryota; Fungi; Basidiomycota; Tremellomycetes; Trichosporonales; Trichosporonaceae. The record is from RefSeq and is a predicted model, not a curated record. The transcript has 4 exons. Gene Ontology annotation, molecular function: DNA helicase activity.